Messenger RNA from Tarenaya hassleriana, 2066 nucleotides. RefSeq lists its product as uncharacterized. Lineage: Eukaryota; Viridiplantae; Streptophyta; Magnoliopsida; Brassicales; Cleomaceae. The record is from RefSeq and is a predicted model, not a curated record. The transcript has 5 exons. Bases 709 to 1812 code for a protein of 367 amino acids.
CUGUUCGUGUGAAGGGUUAUCGUCUUUUUUCUUUUCUUUUGGGUUUUUCUGGAAGUUGGUGUCAGAAUUUUCCUUUUUUCUUUUAUGGCGUUGCCCCGGAGAAGAAUUGUUAUUCAGAUUCUGUUGGCUAUGAGGGAUUUCCUGAUCGUUGAUAAUUCCAUUGUAAACCUUGGAUUGAGUGUUUUGAAUCUGUGUUUUUUUAGUUAAAAGAUCCUGGAAACAUGUGGUACAGAGAAAUAGCUUGCUGUGGCAGCUACGUGAUCCUAGGGGGACAAGGAUGUCUAUGUCUUAAGGAACUUGUGAUCAUGUCUUUGUAGGAGAGAAGAUGCUUGUCGUUUAUUGACUUUUCCCUGUAUCUUGUAUGUAUAAGCUGAUAUGGAACCACCUGUGCAAGCCAGCUUCUGAGGCUUUACUUAGAAGUCUCAUUAGCCAUGUUCUCUUGGAUAUGCCCUUUUGGCAUGUCGGGCAAGCAAUUGUCUUUUUAUUCGAUUAUCUGGCUUAUCUUUCUCUGGCUGAUUCACUAUCCUGAAAAUACAUUUGUGUGUAUGUAUAUACGUUGACAUAGUUUCUAUACAACUUAUGCAUCUAUGUUAUAAUCCUACGUCGGAACAAUAGUGCCAUCCUGUCUCGUUAUGUUGGGAACAAGAGCAGCUACAUUGUGUUGAAGCUUCUCCUUGUCAAUACGAGCGUUCUUGGUCUAUAGAAAAUAUGGAUAUCAGAGGAAUAACCUGGGUUGGGAAUGUGUACCAGAAGUUUGAAGCCAUGUGCUUGGAGGUUGAAGAAAUUAUUGUCCAGGAUACAGUAAAGUACGUUGAGAAUCAAGUUCAAACGGUUGGAGCCACCGUCAAGAAAUUCUACUCGGAUGUGGUUCAAGAGUUGCUUCUCGAAUCCUCUCUAGAUUCUGGAAAACCUCUACCCCCUUCUAUGUUACAUGAAUAUGCCCCGGUUUGUUCCUUCACAAAGAAAAAAGAAAGCACAGAUGAAGAACAGGCCACAGGUAUUCAGAGAGAACACUUAACCAAAGACGAAACAUGGGUUAUCCGUGAUCAGGAGAAGAGGGAUGGAUCAGCAAUGAAACUCCGUGGUCAUCACGCAGAUGAUUACAAUGUCUGUACUUCUCCAUGGCGGUUUAAUAAUGGCAGCGGUCUGUACAGAAGGACAAAGCUCGGUGCCAAACAAAUCUUUCGAAAAGAGAAGCUUCCCGGGGUCAAGAGGCCUUAUGUGGUUGAAAAAGAUUCAAGUUUAUCGACGGUUAAGAUGCCAGGUGAAAAGGAUAUUGACGCGGAAACAGUAAGCACAAAUGAUUCUCCAGCUGAAGUUGAAAGAUUCAUCUCCAGAAACGAACACAGCCUUACCGUAGUUGAUUCCAUCAGAAGUCAAAAUUCUGAAACCGAACAAGCUGUUGCUGCAAGUGCACCUACAGGCUCAGAUGAUUGCACAAAGGAAACAGAUGAAGGUUCAAUGGGCAUAGGCCGUGUUUCAGAGCAGAACACGGAGCUCAUCCAACUCCAUAGCCAAAGACUUGUUGAAGAAAGCUGUAUCCUCGUAGACAGAAACGAAGUUCAUUGCCUUGCUCCUCGCGGCAAGAAACAUGGCAAAACCAAAUCCUACAAGAAGAUCAGAGAAGCUGUAUACUCAAGAAUGAGGUCAUCCAGAGAACAGGAAUACAAGCGACUUGUGUGUCAAUGGUGCACCAAAGAUGCUGAAACCGGUCCAGAAUGCGGCAAUAACCGGACAAAAUUGGGAUUCGGUACGGAAGAUAACCGAUCAUUGGUUCAUCAUGAUGGUGAAUCCGACUGGGAACUUGUGUGAAAGCUUCGGGAGGCGUCACAUAAGUUGGACUUUGUAAAUAACAAAUAAUCUAAGGACCCGUUAAAGGGUUCCCACAAUAAUGAGUUAAGAGUUCAUUGAAUUUGGGCUUUUAUACAUGUUGGAAAGGGAGAACCAUCAUAGACACAUGUGGAUGUAUCAUAUCUGAUGAUGUUUCAAGCUGGUUGGAUCAUGAGUUUCAUCACUUUACCUGUAACCAACAAAAAAUCACAUCAAAUUCUACAUUUUUCAUGAUA